Molecule: messenger RNA, 2439 nt
Organism: Penicillium pulvis
Lineage: Eukaryota; Fungi; Ascomycota; Eurotiomycetes; Eurotiales; Aspergillaceae
Exons: 1
Coding region: 1-2439 (812 amino acids)
Source: RefSeq, a predicted model, not a curated record
AUGUCAACUUCCCACGACCGAAUUUCACUCGCGCGUCAUAAUUAUCCACAGUCUCCCUUCAACCGCGCGCGCGAACCCAACUACGAAUUCGAUCUAGAUACCUCCAAUUUUCCCACCCCCUCUAAACAGAAUGGAACACGUGCUCGACAGAAUUACCGAACAAGCACACUAGCUGGAGCAUAUCGAGCCGCGUCGGGUUCGUCGAUGGAGGAAGGCGCGUUUGGCUCGUACACGAGCCCUCGGCGGACGCGGGAACCAGUCGACGCGCUUUCGCCCUAUUCCGACAGAUCGAUUCCCCCCGAAGAGCUCGCGGAUGCAUACCGCAGAAUUGAAGAAGAUGGAUCGCUGGCGGAAUACGUAGCGUCGGAUGGAUGGGAAGCACCACUGGCAAGUCGCUCACCAUCUCAAACAAGGGAUCGCGACUACGGAUUCGCCCGUCAUGGACUCGCAAUUUCAGAGCCAAGUCUAUUCAGUGAUAAUGGAAGACCUUCCCCGCGCCGGAAGACCACUGAUUACACCAAAGAUGAGCAGCGCCUCAGACGCGUGACCGGCAAGGAUUCUCCAGUGUUCAGCAAGGCCAACGUUGGCGCACGAUCGCAAUUGACGGCGGAUAACCUGCAACGGCGGGAAGAUGAGGAAUACCAGAGCCAUCAUAUAUCAGAGGAGGAAGACAACGGGCACGGCCCUUCUCUGAAUCUGCCAGCUGCCUGGGGAACUCGAGCUACACGUCGACAGGAGUGGCUUCGGAAAGUCAGCCAACGGAGCGUUUCAGAUCCAGAAUUGCCAGAGGAGAGGUCAGGGGAAAGAGUGGAAGAAAAUCCAAAGGACCGAGUCAUCGAGCCCGUAACGAAGACCAGACCCGAGGAGUAUCCGGUCUCCAAACCUCGACUCUCUGCCCGUUCGCUGGAGCGGGGCCAUAGCACAAGUCGAAAUGUCCUCGAGGGGCGCACGGCCAAUCCGCAUGUGCCAGACAUGCAGCAAUCUCAAGAGAAGCCGAAAGAAAAUACAUUCGACCUGAAUCAUAAUGUCCCCGGUCAAGGCGAUCCCAUCCCCAACACGCCUAUCGUGGUCUACAAAAACUCAACCUUUACAAAACCGAGUCCGACAAAGCGAGACUCUCAGGAAUUGUUACGCCGACUAUCGAGAACUGAAAGCCCAAAGCUGGAGCAAAUGCAGACGCCGGAUGGGCCAAAGCUUUUCCAAUCUCGCAUUUACGAUAAAACGCCCCGAGUAACGGGUGCAUGGAUCGAUACUCCAAUAACAGAGAAAGUGGCCCCGAUUCCGAGCGAUCUGACCAAAGAUAUCGUCCCUGCACCGGCACCAAAGCAGACCGAACCGUCAAUUGAGAAAAGUGAAUCUUCUGUGAAACCAGCCCCAGCUCAAUCUGAAAGUGCAAAGAGCGAAACGAACACCACAAAAGAAUCUCCAAAGCAAGAGUUAAACCAAACCAAAGAAUCGAAACCAGCCAAACAAUCAAGGCAGGUUCUUCGGCCUAAGCUGCCAAAGAGUGGGCUGGAGACGGUCAUUGAGGACGUCAGCUCUGGAAAGGAGACACUUGAUCUGGGAGAUGAUACCAUUGAGUCUCUUCAGGCAAUUAUGGACGACCCAAUGGGAUUGAAAACGGAAGAAGAGGAAGAGGCAGCUUAUGAGAAGGAAGUACUCGAGAAAUUGGCAAUCGCGCGUUCGAACGGACAAAACUCAGUUGACUUCGAGCGACUCAAUGACAAAUUGGCAUCUCUCACAAAGAACAUCAACGAGGUAAAGAAAGGUCUCAAUAACCUGGAAGAACAUGUCACUCGCGAAGACACACGCGCAUCACGACCAAGCACUCCCAACAAAGCAGCCCAACCAACACCACCCUCACACAAUAUUGUCCCGCAGUCCGAUGGUCGUAUCUACGCCGCAAUCCCACUUCCUCAACUGUGGGUUCAAAACCCAGUUACCCGCCGCCGCCAGCUCACUAAACUUGGCUGGGUCACGCUGGUAUCACUGUCAUGGUAUGUCAUCGAGUGCAUGAUGAUCGAGCAGUACUCGCAUCCACUCAUGGCCGAUACCUGUGAUGGCUACUGCCUGCGGCCAGAUGCACCCGAAUUUCCAUUUGUGACCGUGACAAUGAUGUGGCGCUGGUCUCAUCUAUCAGCUCUUCUCAUGCCCAUUUUCACCAUAGUGCUGACCUUGUUUCGAUUGGUAGCGCAGCUGCUCGGGCUGUGGGAUGGCUAUGUGGAUGAACCGGCACGCUUGGGCAACCUCAUGGGUGAGAUCCGUAUCAAUGGCACUCCAGUUUCGUUCCCGUGGCUGUCUUCUCCUUCGGCUCAGGGCAUUCCUGCUCCUCCACCUCCGCCUCCGCAGCAGCCUGUGUGGACACCAACACCGCAGAAUGGGGCUCCUAUCAAAUGGGAGGAUGACCAGCCCUCAAUUGAUGAUGAUGAAUAUCUUUAG